This is a messenger RNA of Penaeus monodon (black tiger shrimp), 1011 nucleotides long. RefSeq lists its product as uncharacterized. Lineage: Eukaryota; Metazoa; Arthropoda; Malacostraca; Decapoda; Penaeidae. The record is from RefSeq and is a predicted model, not a curated record. The transcript has 7 exons. The coding region runs from base 1 to 723 and encodes 240 amino acids.
AUGGAGCUCCGGCAAGGGUCGCUCCCCGUGUCGCAUCUUGAACGCAGGCGUGCAUCGGAGGAAGAAGGUGGAGAAGAAGGAGGCGCGCGAAACCACGAGGGCGUGGUGGUCACCUUUGUGGGCGUGAAAAAAUUGCAGGAGACUGUUGGGAAAAAGCCGGCAGCCGGUCUGGGCAACAUGACCCGCGUCUGGGAAGGGGGCUCGCCGUCCCACGAGAGCGCAUUCAGAUAUCUCCCUCGUCCCUCAGAGGGCGACCCCGGUUCUACGUGGUCGGAGCCACCGACUAGACCGAGCAGUCCCUGGUCUGCAGGGGACAAGCUGGGGGGGUGGAUGAGCCCCGGGUGCACCCGGGGUCUAGAACCCGUGUCAGUUGCACCAUCCCCAUACAUCGCCAUACCGUACAUUGCCGACUAUCGAAACGAGAGUGGCACGGUGAUCUACUCGUGUCCUGCUAUCACGGGCAUAAUGGCCAGCGUUACAGAACAGAUCGUCACUUGUACCAGAAGGCCCACUCACUAUGAAUUCCUGCCAAUAACUCUUCAUGACUGCGUUGGCUGCACCGGCGACGACUCCUCUGCCCUCGUCACCCGCACCGUGAGCGAGGACUUCCGGAACGCCAGCGGGAGCGUUAUCUUCACCUGGCCGUACCUGAUGGCUACGACUGAUGGCAAGACACACCAGGUGAUCACGUGCUCCGAGAAGCCCUCCAGUGUGUUUCGGUGAAAGCAACCGCGGACUGGAAAGGGACAAGCACCAACCACCUUGGCUCACAGGUGAACGCCACCUGCUUUUCCGGUCACCUCGCUCCAGGAGACGUCCCGAGCCAUCUCAUCGCGUGUACGAGCGUCAGCUGGGAGAAGGGGACAGGGUGCUAUGCGGCGUGCGAUGCAGAGCCUCAUGUUGCAGGGGAAAACAUGAUUAGGAGGAACUAAAGCUGGAGCGGCGUCGGGGCUGUGGUUCGGUACGACUGCUCGCCCGAUUUCUACCUCGUAGGGUCAACGUUAUGUAGCU